AUGGCAGGCACAGCAGCUUCCCCCAGGCCUCAUCGUCCCUAUGAUUCAAAGCUUGGAAUAGUCACAGGAGGUUCUCGAGGUAUUGGUGCUGCCGUUGCUGCGAGACUCGCUGCCAAAGGCUGCAAUCUUCUCCUUGUUUACACUUCCAACUCGUCUACAGAACAAACCAGGAAUCUUUGCGGCGAGCUCUCAUCUUUGCACAAUGUGAAAUGCCUUGCAGUACAGGCCGAUUUGGGCAAUCCGUCCGAAGCCUCUCCCAAAAUCAUUGAAGCUGCACGUUGCCUUCAUGAUUCCUAUAGCCCACACAAGCCUUUCCAAAUCGAUAUACUCAUCAACAAUGCCGGUGUCUCGUCGAAUCAGCAUAUGAAUGAUGAAAGGCAUGGAGAAAUCCAAGAAGUAGAGUUUCACCGCGUCUAUAAUGUCAAUGUCUUGGCCCCUCUCCUCUUGACCCAGGCUGUCGCCCCGCAUCUUCCCGCAAACCGCGCGGGCCGCAUUGUCAAUGUUUCCAGUGUAUCUUCGUCUAUCGGGUAUCAAGGCCAAUCUGUUUACGCCGGGAGUAAAGCAGCCUUGGAAGCAAUGACACGGACCUGGAGUCGUGAGUUGGCUACUCGUGCUACCGUCAAUGCUGUCAACCCCGGACCUGCUUGGGGAGAUAUGUACGCAGCCGCUGGGCAGACUUUCUGGAAAAUAAACCAGCCUUAUGUCGACGCAGCCCCACUGGCGCAGUACGACGGUGAGCCGGAGGUUUUGGCUAUGGCUGGGUCUGAUGCUGAACGCUUUGAUCGGACUGUACGUGAGAACAUGGGUAAUCGAAGACCAGGAUUUACGACCGAAAUCGCUGGUACAAUUGAUAUGCUCUGUUCAGAGGAGAGUGGUUGGACAACAGGAAGUGUAAUUUGCGCAAACGGUGGCAUGAAAAUGUCAAUCGCUUAG
Fusarium redolens is the source of this 933-nucleotide messenger RNA. RefSeq lists its product as uncharacterized. The record is from RefSeq and is a predicted model, not a curated record. The transcript has 2 exons. NCBI's taxonomy places the organism in Eukaryota, Fungi, Ascomycota, Sordariomycetes, Hypocreales, Nectriaceae. Gene Ontology annotation, molecular function: oxidoreductase activity, acting on the CH-OH group of donors, NAD or NADP as acceptor. Bases 1 to 933 code for a protein of 310 amino acids.